Molecule: messenger RNA, 2660 nt
Organism: Columba livia (rock pigeon)
Lineage: Eukaryota; Metazoa; Chordata; Aves; Columbiformes; Columbidae
Gene: MLNR
Product: motilin receptor
Exons: 2
Coding region: 123-1193 (356 amino acids)
Biological process (GO): G protein-coupled receptor signaling pathway
Cellular component (GO): plasma membrane
Molecular function (GO): G protein-coupled peptide receptor activity
Source: RefSeq, a predicted model, not a curated record
UACCUGCGGCCCCGAGCCCCCGGGGCGGGGCGGGGGCGGGGGAGCGGCGCUGCCCCCGGCAGGCGCGUCCCCCGGCAGCGGCGGCAGCGCCGGGGGCUGAGACGGCCGCGCUCCCCGGCGGCAUGUGGGGCGGCGGGAACGGCAGCGGGGGCGAGUCCUGGCCGUGGCCGCCCUGCGACGAGCGGCUGUGCCUGGCGCUGCCGGUGCGGGUGCUCGUCCCCGUCACGGCCGUCUGCCUGGGGCUCUUCGUGGUCGGCGUGGCGGGCAACGUCCUGACGGUGCUGGUCAUCCGCGGCUACCGCGACAUGAAGAACACCACCAACCUGUACCUGGGCAGCAUGGCCGUCUCUGACCUGCUCAUCCUCCUGGGGCUGCCCUUCGACCUCUACCGCCUCUGGCGCUCCCGGCCAUGGAUCUUCGGGCAGCUGCUGUGCCGCCUCUCCCACUACCUCAGCGAGGGCUGCACCUACUGCACCAUCCUGCACAUCACUGCCCUCACCGUGGAGCGCUACCUGGCCAUCUGCUUCCCCCUCAAGGCCAAGGUGAUGGUCACCAAGCGCCGGGUGAAGGCCAUCAUCGGCAUCCUCUGGGCCUUCGCGUUCCUCUCUGCCGGCCCCUUCUUCUUCCUGGUCGACGUGGAGCAGCCCGACAACCACACCGACUUCAGCCGCGAGUGCAAGCCCACCCCACAGGCUGUGGAGUCCGGCCUGCUGGCCACCAUGUUCUGGGUCACCACCUCCUACUUUGUCCUGCCUGUCAUCUGCCUCAAUGUCCUCUACGGCUUAAUCGGCCGGGAGCUGUGGCAGAGCAAUGCCCGCCUGCGGGGCCCCAACGCGGUUCUCCGGGAGAAGGAGCACCGCCAGACCGUCAAGAUCUUGGCUGUGGUGGUUCUGGCCUUUGUAAUUUGCUGGCUGCCUUUCCACAUCGGCAGGAUCAUUUUUAUAAACACCCAGGACACCGGGAUGAUGCUGUUCUCCCAGUACUUCAAUAUAUUCGCCCUGCAGCUUUUCUACCUGAGCGCAUCCAUCAAUCCCAUCCUCUACAACCUGAUUUCAAAGAAGUACAGGGCAGCAGCGUACAGGCUGCUGCUGCCGCACCGAGGGGCGGAAAGGGCUUUCACGGUCACGAAAGACGCCGGUGGCUGCACGGAGAGCAGCGCUAGCACUCGGCACGAAUACGCCACCAGCCUCUGAGACCGCAGCCCGCGCUUCUGCAGGCUUUCUCUGCAAUGGAGAGGAUCUUCCUUUUCACAGGAGAGUCACAAAAGGAUGGAUAUUUGUCAGGGCAUGUGGUAUUUCUAACCGUUUGUAUUCUGGAAUACUUAUAUUUUUGUUAACAGAACAAGCGGAGACCAUGAAGUGGUGGGAAUGAUGUGCAAUGCGUGAAAGAUAACUCAAUAGGAAAAGCUGGAGUAAAUUAGCAGUAAAACUGUGGUUUCAAUUUAUUACAUGUUGCUCAUGGCAUAUGUAUUCUGUGCAAACUAUAGCAUUUUCUAAAAAUCUUCACAUUGGGGACUGCAAAAGAGGAGGGAGUUUGAGGGAGCAGCUCUGCUUGGGUACAGAAACGGGUAAAACUCCCAGAAAGCCUUUGCCAUUUUAAAAUUAUUUUCUUAUAAAUGAGAUUUUACAAAACAAGAAGAUGGAUGCAAAAUUAAUCACCCACCAUCCUGAACAACCUUGGAAGAAGGAGGGAGGGGGUGCAUGUGUUUUUAGUACCUGGUGGUGUAAUCACAAAGGAAAGUUUCCCAGGCCGUUUCGCUGACUCUUCCUUUGGGAAAGCCUCUCCUCUGCACAGAAGCCUUAAGCCCUUUUGGUCUGACCUAUGUGAUCAAAGGUCUCUUAUACACUAGCAACCAACCCCCUAUAUCUGUAAGAGUUUAGAUAUUCCUGAUCACUUCCUCAUGAUAGACCCAUAGUGUUUGGUUAAUGUUAGUGGUAUGUCUCCACUGUGUCAUAUUAUAUACUCCACAUGCAAAUAAUAUGCUGAGUUAACUCAUCUUCCCACAAACGAGACCCAUCACUGAAUGUGCCAGGCUACACAAAGGCCUUACUGCUACAUAAUACUGCACUGUGUCCUAAGCCAACUCACUGAUUUUGCUCCGCAAAGGCUUUAAAAGACACAACUUAGGAAGAAGAGCUUGUUGUGAGGAAGAGCUGGGAGGAGUCGCAGGACAGGACCAGAAAAAUCUGGGCCAGAAUCGAUGAAGUGGGACUCUACUUACAGGAGCAUCACUGGUGUUAUGGACAUGCUUCUCCUUGGUUGUCUGUUAGCCUUUGUUAAUUAAUGUGUCUGUGGAUCAAAAAAAUAACAGUGGUGUUUACUGCAACAGUGUUUGAUGCCAUGCGAAGGCAGAAAUAAAUGUCCAGCUCAGACAUCUUAAGAUCUUAAAACUCAAGCCUUCCCCGGGCUUUAAAAAAAUUACCAAUUCUCCAUUCAACAAUCCAUAGCUCUAAGUCACUGAAUUAAAAACAAACAAACAACAACAAAAACUAAAGUCCUUUAAAAAAAGCCCUAUCUCAUGGCACACACAUUAAGCUUUCUUCUCUUGGCUUCAUGCUGAGGGAGAGCAGUUGUUUGAAGGGCUUGGUUUGAGUUGCUUUUGCUGGGUGGGGAGGGAUGUGUCAUUAAGAUGUUAUAUUAUAAUAAAAGAACAGCUGGUA